AUGUCAGGCUUAUUAAAUAAUAAUGUACCAACACCUUGUCGUAACGGAGCUAAAUGCACAAGGCCUGGAUGUCAUUUUCUUCACCCAUGGGACAUGGAAGCAGACGCAACUGCUAUACCAUGUAAAUUUGGAUAUAAUUGCAAAAGAGCAGAUUGUAUGUACGAUCAUCCAAUGGGUAAGAAAUUGCCCACUCAUAUUUCAGAAAGAACAUUUGCGUUACCAGAACAAAUGACGGAGAAGAUUUUACCAAUCGGUAGCGGUGGUGAGAAUGGAGAUGGUAAAUUUAUAACAAGUAAUAAUAAUAAAUUUUCCGAAAUAAAUCCAAUAAGUAAUUAUAACCAAAGUGGCGGUAGAGGAGGCGGUGGAGAACAACAUAACAGCACAUUACAAACCAGGACAAACGAAGGCAACUCUAAUGAGGAAGAUAUAAAUAAUCGUGAAAAUAAUAUUGAACAUUCAAAAAAAUCAUCCGGUCAUAUUCAAUUUGACGAACAUGAAGGGAGAUACGGCGGCUUAGGAAUGGGAGAAGAAACCCCUUUGUUAAAAAAACCAAGACCAAGUUCCGUACCACUGCCCUUUGAUAAUUCUCUACGGAAAAAGCAACCACAGUAUUUUCAACAGAAACAACAAUUACAGAGACAUUCUUUAUCAAAUAGUUACACUGGUUUAAGAAAUCUACAAGAUUAUGUUGUAAGUAUGAAUAAUUUGGACUCAAAUGAGACAAAUUCCUACGAUGAAACCGACUCGGACAACGGUACCGCCAAUGCAUCCUCCAGCGCCACAACACUACAGCAACAAAAUGAUGCAUGUUUCCCUAUGGCCGAAUCUGCUGGAUUUAAACGACCUACAGGGAUUGAUUACGAAGCUCUCGAGAACUAUGUGAAGGUGGAGAAUGAAAAACGUCGAAAUCAACAAAGACGUCGACAAAGAAGAUUGAGCGAGCCGGCGUCCGCAUUUGUUAGAAAGAAAAGUAAUAAUCAUUGUCCCAAUUUGGAAAUUAAUAAGCAUAACUCAGAAAUACUAUACAGACUUACGUUUUAUUCUGCAAUACAUAGUACAGUACAUGCACGUACAUUGGCAGAAAUACCAUCAGCAGAUUCAUCAUUAUCAGAAAUGUUGAAAGAUGGAUGUUGGUGGAUUGAUGUAUUAUCACCUACAGAUGAAGAAAUGAAAGAAUUUGGUAAGAUAUUCGGUAUUCAUCCUUUGACUAUUGAAGAUAUAGAGACAGAAGAGACACGCGAAAAAUGUGAAAUAUUUAAAGACUAUUAUUUCAUUUGUUUUCGAUCCUUUGAUCAAGAUCAUUAUUCUUCGACCUAUUUACAACCUGUGAUUAUUUAUAUUAUUGUAAUGAAAGAAGGAGUUUUAUCGUUUCACUUUCAUCCAACACCACAUCCAGCAAAUGUUAGACGUAGAAUAAGACAAUUAAAAGAUUAUAUAACUGUCACACCUGAUUGGAUAAACUAUGCAAUAAUUGAUGAUGUGACAGAUUCAUUUGCACCACUUAUUCAAAAGAUCGAAAUUGAAGUGGAUUCUAUUGAUGAAUUAGUGUUGAUGCUCAAGGAAUGUGAACAAACUGAUAUGUUACGUAGGAUAGGACAUUGCCGUAAAAGAGUGUUGGGAUUAUUGAGAUUGUUAGGAAGUAAAGCAGAUGUUAUGAAGGCAUUAAUAAAAAGAUGUUAUGAAUUGAGAUGGGAUGUGUUUAUUAGUAAUGAAAUUUUAUUAUACCUAGGAGAUAUUCAAGAUCAUGUCAUUACAAUGGUCCAGAAUUUGAAUCAUUAUGAAAAAAUACUUUCUAGGUCACAUUCGAAUUAUUUGGCACAAAUUUCAAUUGAAAUGACAGAAGCCAAUAAUCAAAUCAAUGAUGUUUUAUCUAGACUUACAGCACUAGGAACCAUUUUAAUUCCGAUGAAUCUUGUGACUGGUUUAUGGGGGAUGAAUGUUCCGGUCCCAGGACAAGAAAGUGAAGGCUUGACAUGGUUUAUUUCGAUAUUAGCAGGAAUAGUUGUGUUUGCUAUAUCAGGUGUUAUAAUGGCUCAUAGAACUGGAAUUGUCUGA
This is a messenger RNA of Entrophospora candida, 2055 nucleotides long. The record is from the annotation of a GenBank genome assembly. NCBI's taxonomy places the organism in Eukaryota, Fungi, Glomeromycota, Glomeromycetes, Entrophosporales, Entrophosporaceae.